This is a messenger RNA of Perkinsus marinus ATCC 50983, 369 nucleotides long. RefSeq lists its product as hypothetical. The record is from RefSeq and is a predicted model, not a curated record. The coding region runs from base 1 to 369 and encodes 122 amino acids. Lineage: Eukaryota; Perkinsozoa; Perkinsida; Perkinsidae. The transcript has 3 exons.
AUGGACAUGGUCGAGGACAUGUCACAACGAUUGGCCGAGGAGGCGAUGAACCAGGUGGAGGACGUCAAGAUAGCUGUAGACGAAGUUAGAAGCUCCGUCACAGCGGUGGAGUCGCGAACAACACAGAAGAUAAACGAGGGGCUGCAAAGGGUCGGUCGAGUGCUCAAGAGGGUGGUUCAAGCACAGAAGGGCCUGCAGCAGCGAGUGGCAUCAGCUGUGAAGGAGAAGGGGACGGAACCAGAGGAAAAGGAGCGCGCGGUGGAGACUGAUCUCACGGAGGCUUCAGACCUUGCUGAAGCUGAGGAGGAUGCUGGUGAGCCCUACUAUGACUACUACACUGCUAGAAGUUCGGGUGAAUUCUAUAAGUAG